Messenger RNA from Arabidopsis thaliana (thale cress), 3497 nucleotides. Its product is annotated as Calcium-binding EF hand family protein. Gene Ontology annotation, molecular function: calcium ion binding. The transcript has 12 exons. The record is from RefSeq and is marked reviewed. The coding region runs from base 218 to 3277 and encodes 1019 amino acids. Lineage: Eukaryota; Viridiplantae; Streptophyta; Magnoliopsida; Brassicales; Brassicaceae.
CAUUUACCAGCAAAGCGAAAGAGAAAAAAAAAACAAUCGUUAAGACGAUUCGAUCUUUUGCUGUGUCAGUCAUUUAUACGAUUUUUUUUUUGUUAAUUAUUCAUCAUUUCAUCUGUUCGAAUCGGGCAAUUUUCGUCUGGAGAAAUCUGGAGAUAGGAUUUUGAUCGAUUUCUAAGCUCUAAUCUCAGUUUUUUGGGUAGCUCCGGUGAUCCUUGAGAUGGCGGGUCAGAAUCCUAACAUGGAUCAAUUCGAGGCCUACUUCAAAAGAGCAGAUUUAGACGGAGAUGGUCGGAUCAGUGGUGCCGAAGCUGUUGGAUUUUUUCAAGGAUCUGGUUUGUCUAAGCAGGUUCUCGCCCAGAUAUGGUCGCUUUCUGAUCGGUCACACAGUGGUUUCCUUGAUCGGCAAAACUUUUAUAAUUCUCUGAGACUUGUAACAGUUGCACAGAGCAAGAGAGAUCUGACACCUGAGAUUGUUAAUGCAGCACUGAAUACUCCUGCAGCAGCCAAAAUACCACCUCCCAAAAUUAAUCUUUCAGCUAUCCCUGCACCCCGACCUAAUCCUGCUGCUACAACGGUCGGUCCAGUUUCCGGGUUUGGAGGACCAGGGGCUCCAAAUGCGAUUGUCAAUCAGAAUUAUUUUCCACCUCAGCAAAACCAGCAAAUGAGACCAAAUCAAGGAAUAUCUGGGCUGACUUCACUUAGACCAGCGGCUGGUCCAGAAUAUAGACCAAGUGCCUUAUCAGGUCAAUUCCAACCAGUUCCUGUUGGUAGUGUUACGCAUCCUCCUCAGCCUGUUCCCACUAGUGUAUCUGGUCCUGGUAGUUCAACGUUCAAUCUUAAUAGUUUGUAUGCUGGAGCUGGAAACACCAGCGGAUAUUCGUCAGGCUUUGGAGGGGGCAGCUUAGCAGCACCUUCUCCUGGCUUAAAACAAGAGUCACACAUUGAUCCAAAGGCGCUUGUUGUAUCUGGAAAUGGAGGUGACAUGUUUUCCUCUUUCCAGCAAAAACAAGAACCCACUCUGAGUAAUUCUUCAAUUAGUUCAGCCAUUGUCCCUACUUCUGCUGGAAUCCAACCUCCAACAAAGCCUAAUGCUCUCGAUUCCCUACAGAGUACUUUCUCAAUGCUACCUUCAGGAAAUCAGCUUCAGCAGCCAAGGCCAGCAGCAAGCUCACAGCCUGCAGUGUCCUCACAAGGUCCAUCCUCCGGUUUGCCACCUGGAAGUGCAGUUGGAUCUGGCCAUUCUACUCCUGCUGGAAAUAAUCAGCCUCCGUGGCCAAAAAUGAAACCAUCCGAUGUUCAGAAAUACACAAAGGUAUUUAUGGAAGUUGAUAGUGACAAGGAUGGAAAAAUCACUGGUGAGCAGGCGAGGAAUCUAUUUUUAAGCUGGAGGUUACCCAGGGAGGUAUUGAAGCAUGUGUGGGAAUUAUCUGAUCAGGAUAAUGAUACUAUGCUUUCUCUGAGGGAGUUCUGCAUUUCAUUGUAUUUGAUGGAGCGGUAUAGAGAAGGCCGUCCUCUCCCGACCGCACUUCCUAGCAGCAUCAUGUUUGAUGAAACACUGCUAUCUAUCUCAGGCGCACCCAGUCAUGGCUAUGCAAAUGCUGGAUGGGGAUCUGGUCAAGGUUUUGUACAGCAACCAGGGAUGGGUGCGCGGCCAAUCACUCCAACGACUGGUAUGAGACCACCAGUUCCUGCACCAGGCCCUCAACCUGGCAGUGGUAUACCACCUAAUCAGCCAAGGAAUCAAGCGCCAGUUUUGGAUGCUCCUUUUGCUAAUCACCUAGGUAAUGGAUAUUCUGCAAGCUCAAAUCUUCCAGAAGCAGCAGCUGAUGAGGAAAAGGUUGAUGAAAAGCAGAAUGCCUAUAUGGACUCCAGGGAGAAACUUGAUUACUACCGGACGAAAAUGCAGGAUAUUGUCUUGUACAAAAGCAGGUGUGACAAUAGAUUAAAUGAGAUCUCCGAAAGGGCUUCUGCUGACAAGCGUGAGGCUGAAACAUUGGCAAAGAAGUAUGAGGAGAAGUAUAAGCAAGUUGCAGAAAUAGGGUCAAAAUUAACUAUUGAAGAGGCCAGGUUCCGUGAGAUUGAGGGGCGGAAGAUGGAGUUGAGUCAAGCAAUUGUGAACAUGGAGCAAGGUGGUAGUGCUGAUGGUCUCCUUCAGGUCCGGGCUGACAGAAUACAAUCAGAUCUUGAGGAAUUGAUGAAGGCUUUAACUGAACGAUGCAAGAAACACGGGUUGGAGGUUAACUCGAAGGCCCUUGUAGACCUUCCAGCUGGCUGGCAACCUGGAAUUCAAGAAGGUGCAGCUCUUUGGGAUGAGGAAUGGGAUAAGUUUGAAGAUGAAGGUUUUGGCAAUGAGAUCACUUUUGACAAAUCAAAAGAGCAAAACUCGUCUGGUGAGAAGGAAAAUGGUACGGUGGAUGAUGGUAGUGGGCCACCUGAUUCGCCGACCCAUGUAGAGGACAACUAUGGCCCUUUUUCAGAAACCUCAGACCGCCACCAUGAGAGUGAAUAUGGGACAACUCACAGUGAAGAUAGAAGUCCUAGAGACAGUCCUGUCUCUAGGAAUGCUACUGAGGUCCCAUCUCCAGAUUAUUCUCAGGGAAAGAAUUCUGAAUUCUUUGAUGACUCGAAUUGGGCAAGUGCAUUUGACACUAACGAUGAUGUGGAUUCAGUCUGGGGAUUUGAUGCAUCAAAAAGCCAGGAUGGAGAUUACUUUGGAUCAGGUGACGAUUUUGGUGGAAACACAGCAAGAGCAGAUUCUCCAAGUUCAAGAAGCUUUGGCGCCCAGAGAAAGAGCCAAUUUGCAUUUGAUGAUUCAGUCCCCAGCACUCCACUCUCAAGAUUCGGGAACUCUCCACCUCGGUUCAGCGAUGCAUCAGCUAGAGAUAAUAACUUUGAUAGCUUCUCCAGGUUCGACUCCUUCAACACCAGUGAAGCAGGCGCCGGGUUUUCUUCGCAGCCCGAGAGACUGUCUCGGUUUGAUUCCAUCAACAGCUCCAAAGACUUUGGUGGAGCUGCCUUCUCUAGGUUCGAUUCAAUUAACAGUUCCAGAGACGUCACUGGAGCUGAGAAAUUUUCGAGGUUUGAUUCCAUCAACAGUAGCAAAGACUUUGGUGGUCCCUCGCUAUCAAGAUUCGACUCUAUGAAUAGUACAAAGGAUUUCAGUGGUAGCCAUGGAUACUCGUUUGAUGAUGCAGACCCGUUUGGUUCCACAGGUCCCUUUAAAGUCUCUUCGGAUGAAAGCCCUACGAAAAGGUCAGAUAACUGGAACUCCUUCUAGCCUCGGUUACUAUCGUUCCCUUUUAUAAUCCUUUUUCCUCGCUUGAUGAACUUGUGCUUGUUUCAUAAUUAUAAUUUUUUCACCAAAUUCUGGUUUUGGAUGAGACACUAGCGUUAGUCUAUUUGUAAUUUGUAAAGUUUGUCUCUGUAUUGGUUUCCUACUGUAUCUCUGUUAUGUUAUGAAUUCAUUUGCUUUAUAUGAAAGAAAUAUUUGAGGAUUU